AUGGAGAAACAAAUAGAAGAAGUAAAACGUCAACUGGAAGUUGUUAACAUAACAAAGGAAGAUUUGGACAAUCUCCGUCAACAAAUGCAAACCUUACAAAAACAAAUUGAUUCAACUAGGGAUUUAUUAAGUGAAAAAAAUCAAAGAGUAACUAAAGUUAGCACUGAAGUUAAUUUAAUGGAAGAAGAUAUUCGCGUAUUAAAUGAAAGUACUAGACAAAUAACUCAAUUGGCGGAUAAUUUAACUGCUAAAGCUGAAAUUAUUAGAAGGGGGGAUACAAAGGGAGCUUCAGAAAUACUUGAAGAAAGCAGUCGAAGUUCAGCUGAUGCAGAAAGGCGUAUUGGACAACAAUUAGAAAUUAUUAGCCAAUCAGAAACUGAUCGCCUAAAAGCUGAGCAAUUAUUGAAUGAACAUAAACGGGACUUUGAUAGACAAUAUGAUGAAAACAAAGCUAGAUUAUCUGAAAUUAGCCAGACGAUAACAACAAUCGGUUCUUCAUUAUCCUCACUCAAUUUGGAAGUUUGUGGUGCCGAAACAGCCCCUUGUGAUCCCAUUUGUGGUGGGCCUGGGCCAAAAUGUUCUCAAUGUGGAGGUGGUAGUUCUUGUCCGGGAUCUGUAUCUAAAGCUGCACAGGCUCAGGAAUUUGCGAACGAAGCAAAGGAAAAAGUUCAGGCAAAAAGGAAAGAUGCUGAGGAGAUAUUAAAAAAUAUACGAGAAAUUCUUCCCAAAACACAAGAAGCACGACAACUAACUGAGAAAGCUUUGGAUAAGGCAAAACAAGAGGCUGAACGUAUCAACACAACACGCAAUGAUUUAUUAAAACAAAUUAACGAAACAAAAGAAUUUUUGGAAGCAGAAAAGCACCGCCCAGAGGAUAUUCGUCAAAAAAUUAAUUUAAUUUUAAAUACUACAAUUCCCUUUAAUGAAGAACAAAUUAGGGAAUUGUCCGAAAAUGUUUGUUUUUUAUGUUUGAGGGGGAUUUUUGUUGAAAUUUUUUCGUCCUUAAUAAUUUUUUGGGGUGGUAUCACGGUGAACGUAUAAAACCAGUGAUGCAAAAGUUCCAAAAUUUUUUAUUAUUCUCACGACUCCCACUUCUUUUUCUUUUACCCAACAUUAGGGGUGAACCUUUGGAAUCGGUUCCGGACCUUUGCCGGUUCCACGGUGUAACAGAGCAGGAACUGGAACUU
Molecule: messenger RNA, 1187 nt
Organism: Meloidogyne enterolobii
Lineage: Eukaryota; Metazoa; Nematoda; Chromadorea; Rhabditida; Meloidogynidae
Source: the annotation of a GenBank genome assembly